AUGGCAACUCAAUUGGUGCUCAAACCGAGCCCUCGACCAGAGGAGAAAGAUGUUCCAUCGAAGAUGAAGGUGAAACCCGCGACUGGCGAGGUUACCAACCCAAUCAUCUCAAUCCCGGGACAAAUUCUCUACGAUAUCCAUACUCUCUACCUCUUCACCAGAAGCGACCUCAAAUCGAUCGUCCUCCCUCAAGCGCUCUUCUCGAUUGCCUGCGCCAUGUCAGCAGCACCUCUGACGCAGAGUAGCCCCAUGAGCAUUGCAGACGUUGCUCGGCGGGUACCGUUCGUCGUCGGGUGGACUUGGAUCCAUCUGUUAGUGGAAAACAUCGAGAACCAGAGGAGCGAGCAUUCAAUCAUCGAAGACCGCGUCAACAAGCCUUGGCGAUCAUUACCAUCAGGCCGGUUGACACCCGGUCAAGCACGAACAUGGCUUCUCUGGGCGGUUUGCGUGGCUUUGCUUACGAGUGCAGUCCUGGGUGCUCUCAAGCCUAGCGUGGUAUUGCUGGCUCAUAUCUGGCUGUACAAUGAUGCAAGUGUGAGGGUAGCAGAUACGCUGUCUGGAUCCGCAACGCUUUCAACGCCGGAGGAAUUAUGUGUUUCAGCUGGGGAGCCCUGUCCGUACUCACCAGCCCGCAAAGGGAGCCAGCGUCAUCUCUACGGUUCCUGA
Molecule: messenger RNA, 666 nt
Organism: Fulvia fulva
Lineage: Eukaryota; Fungi; Ascomycota; Dothideomycetes; Mycosphaerellales; Mycosphaerellaceae
Exons: 1
Coding region: 1-666 (221 amino acids)
Source: RefSeq, a predicted model, not a curated record